Messenger RNA from Lingula anatina, 1616 nucleotides. RefSeq lists its product as uncharacterized. NCBI's taxonomy places the organism in Eukaryota, Metazoa, Brachiopoda, Lingulata, Lingulida, Lingulidae. The record is from RefSeq and is a predicted model, not a curated record. Gene Ontology annotation, cellular component: endosome. Gene Ontology annotation, molecular function: signaling adaptor activity. Gene Ontology annotation, biological process: TRIF-dependent toll-like receptor signaling pathway; positive regulation of canonical NF-kappaB signal transduction; positive regulation of type I interferon production.
ACCAAUGAACCUUCGGACUAUCGAGACGCCCCCCCAGAUUCAAUCGAUUGAUAUGAGUGCUGCUUCUCUUCGUACCUCUCGAAAUUGCGUUUGAAACUCUUCACAAGCAGGAGAUUAGAAAAAUUUCCCUUUUCCUCUUGUGGAAAAACCCAGUGGGAAAAACCCUGGUUAAACAACGUUAUUGUUGCUUUUGGUCUGCGAAACAACACGCAAGAACCUAUAAAUAUAACUCAGAUGACUGAAAAGUUAACUUAAGCAUUAAUUAAGUUAUUGAUAUCUGAGAUGUAACGGCAAUACCUGGGAUAGCUGGCCUAAGAAAAAUGAGUCUUGAAGAACAAUUUUGUCGGAUCGAUCAGGAGCAAGACCACAGAGCUAGUGGAGAAAUGCAUACUGCUAGAGACACUAGUCAAGAUGCUGUUGAACAGCAAACAUACAUCGAUGACAUAUCUGUACAGGAAUAUGAAAUCCCUGCACAAUUAAAAGCACCACAAUACGAUUAUGUAUUGUUUUUCUGUCAGAAGGAUAGAGAAAAGGCACUUGCAUAUCAUGAGGAACUGCAAACUUUGGCAGAAAGUAAUGGCUUCAAAUUAAGAGGAUGUACAUAUGAUGACCACAAUGAGUUCCCAUGGAUACAAGCAGAGUGGCAGUGUGCUGAGGAAGCAAUUAAGCGAAGCACUUACAUGCUGUUCUACAUGACUGCUAACUGUGAAGAAGAGCAAACAGACAAGAUAUUUGAAACACACGUAAAUGAAGCCCUGACAAAAUCUCUCAAAGAUGAAACAAAACGCUGGGGCUUUAUUCCAGUCUUCACCAAACCUAAAGAUGAUUUUCAGUACAUUCCAUAUGGCUUGAGUAGUCUCAAAGGUCUCGUGCCAGAUGACCCAUACUACAAAAGACAAGUCAAAUCAUUAUUUACAUGUGAUGCAUGUAGAGACAAGAAGAUAAGGCGAGAAGUGGACCAGGAGAAUAAGAAGCAUCAAUGGAUACAGAAACGGAAAAAGCAAAAACAAGAGGAGAUGAGAAGGGAUAGAAAUGCAGGGGUUGCAGAUGUUGAAGAGUUCAGUAAACAGAAUGGUCAGCCAUUAGAAAUUGGAGCAGGUGCUGCUGCUGCUCAUCACUCACAGCCACCUAAAGUUUACAAUAUUAACAUUGUAAACUCUUCCAACAUUCAUGUUGGAGAUAAGAACAUUUACACUUUAAGUCCAGUGGUAGGCCAGAAAGAGGACUGCAACACUUCAAAUAAUUAUUUACAAGAUGCUGGAGCAGAUGAAAUGGUUGAGGGAGAACAAUUAGAAAACACUGAAGAAGAUGCAAAAUUGUAUCAAAGUAGUGAUGUUCCACUUGGAGAAGACAAGUUGCAAGCAAGAGAAAGUGGAGAUGGUAUGGAAAUGGCUGAUGUUGAUGCCGACUGUACAGAAAAUGAGAGCAAACUUGUCCAUCUUAAAGAGGAUCUUAUCAGUACCUGCACCACAUUAUGACAAUCCUUGAAAUGGGAGGCAGGAUUAAAAUAAAGCUUUUUGAGUAUUUUAUUGCAUCAAAUAGACUUAGGGCGUAUUCCCAGAGCUUUUAAAUCGAUCUAUCCCCGCAGGGAGUCUCACUAGAUUACUGUCAGAUAA